UCACGAGUCUUGUUGGGUUCAAGGGUUAAAGUUUACAAGAUGGCGGCGACCAAACGAGUGCUGUAUGUUGGUGGUCUCACAGAGGAGGUGGACGAAAAAGUGCUGCACGCGGCAUUCAUUCCGUUCGGGGAUGUCACAGACAUUCAGAUUCCAAUAGACUAUGAAACAGAGAAGCACAGAGGAUUCGCCUUCAUUGAAUUUGAAUUGGCAGAGGAUGCUGCAGCUGCCAUUGAUAACAUGAAUGAGUCGGAGUUGUUUGGAAGAACCAUCCGGGUCAACAUUGCCAAACCUAUGAGGAUCAAAGAGGGCUCUUCUCGUCCAGUUUGGUCGGAUGAUGAUUGGCUGAAGAAGUUCUCGGGAACGACUGUCGAAGACGCUGAGGUUACGGAGUCCACUGGAGAAUCAGCCAAAUCAACAACAGCAGAUGGCGAGCCCCCAGCCAAGAAGGGCAGAACGAACCCCCAGGUUUACAUGGACAUUAAGAUUGGCAACAAGCCAGCAGGGAGACUGCGCUUCCUGCUCCGAGCAGACAUUGUUCCUAUGACAGCAGAAAACUUCCGCUGCUUGUGCACACAUGAGAAGGGCUUUGGCUUCAAAGGUAGCAGUUUCCACCGCGUCAUCCCUCAGUUCAUGUGUCAGGGAGGAGACUUCACCAACCACAACGGUACUGGGGGCAAGUCCAUCUACGGGCGCAAGUUUGACGAUGAGAACUUUGUCCUCAAACACACUGCUGCAGGUCAGCUCUCAAUGGCUAACUCUGGAGCAAACAGCAACGGCUCUCAGUUCUUCAUCACCUGUGAUAAAACGGAUUGGCUGGAUAACAAACAUGUGGUGUUUGGAGAGUUGAUGGAGGGCAUGGAGGUGGUCAAAGCCAUGGAGGCACAAGGAACAAAAGAAGGCAAGCCCAAGCAAAAAGUGAUCAUUUCAGACUGUGGAGAGUAUGUUUGAGUUGAAGUACAGAAGAGUGACUGUUGUAUGUUUGUGUAGCUCUGUGUGUGACUGAAUGUUUGAGAAAAAUGAGCAGUGUCAGACUGCAGAAUUGUUAAAAGGGCAAAUGUGGUAUCAUGUACUGCAGAUGCCCAUGACUCAUCUGCUGUACAUGGAUUGUUCCUGUUGGUUCCACCUUCUAUGUGAUGUAAAUAUUGCAAACACUUUUUUAUAAUGAACAUGAACAGCUUCUGUGUCAAUUUCACGUUUUCCAGAUGUAAAAUGAAACGUUUUUGUUGUAUUUCACAAUACUGUACCAACAUCUACUCACUAUAAAAUUGACCUGUUUUAGAUUCAAA
Molecule: messenger RNA, 1286 nt
Organism: Salvelinus fontinalis (brook trout)
Lineage: Eukaryota; Metazoa; Chordata; Actinopteri; Salmoniformes; Salmonidae
Product: peptidyl-prolyl cis-trans isomerase E
Exons: 10
Coding region: 40-948 (302 amino acids)
Biological process (GO): protein peptidyl-prolyl isomerization; protein folding
Cellular component (GO): intracellular membrane-bounded organelle
Molecular function (GO): peptidyl-prolyl cis-trans isomerase activity; RNA binding
Source: RefSeq, a predicted model, not a curated record